CCAAGAUGAACGUUGAGCCAUUUCCCGCCCCCUCGUCGCCAGAAAGGCUGACCGUGUCGCCAACGUCGUCGCAUACCGCCAAGGACCAUCGCCGCAGACGCUCGUCGUCGCUCAUCUCGAAGGUGGAGCCAGAGACGUUUGAAACAAAACAAGACCAGGACAUCCAAUCCAACAUGAACGCCAAUUGGGUUCAUUUCAAGGGCGCCUGGAUUAUCCAUAUUGUGAUCAUAAUACUACUCAAGCUGUUCUACGACCUGAUUCCAAUGUUCAACAACGAGUGGAGCUGGACCCUAACGAACGUCACUUAUGUCAUCGGCUCGUAUAUCAUGUUCCACCAGAUCAAGGGAACGCCAUUUGAUUUCAACAACGGGGCGUACGACAACCUCACCAUGUGGGAGCAGAUCGACAAUGGCGACCAGUACACCCCUGUCAAGAAGUUCCUGAUGGGAGUUCCUAUCUUUUUGUUUCUCAUCUCUACGCACUACUCGUAUUACGAUCUCAACCUGUUUGUUGUCAAUCUCGUUGCCUGCUUGUGCGUCGUCAUCCCGAAGCUUCCUUACAGCCACAGAGUGAGAGUCAAUAUCCCCUAUAUCACAGACCAAAAUUAAGCUGAGUAUAUAGCAAUAAUACCUUUCUAGUAUACAUUCACAGUUGCUUGCGUGUGAUUCGACGCACCUUGACGAACCGCGCAAGAAUCUCGCUGCGCGCUACAACCUCCUCCGGCGGACAGUGGAACUCGCGUUCCAGUUUUUCGGGAGCAAGCAUCCGUUUGUCUUUUGUAGCACGGUACAGUCGAAGGUACCGUGAAAGACGCGUCCAUUGAGCUCUGCUCCAGCGUGUGGCAUGUCUCAGAUCAGUGUCUGAAUUGAGCGGGCUAUGUUCCGGGCUGCGUGGACUUGAGUCUGGACUGUCUUCUGUAGUCCGUUCCGGAUUAUGCACAGGGCUGUGCUCAAUACUCCUUGCUAAACCACGCUCUGGAGACUUUUCUAUUGCUGUCUCUUGGACCUCCCUCCUGCCCCGAGGCUCUGUUUUUUCGCGGCGCCUGCGCUCGACGAAAUCCGCCACGCGGAGAAUCGUCGCCUCUGCGUCCACCUCGUCCCGCACAGACUGCUCCACCAUCAAACUUUCGCCCUGUUCCUUGUCUCUUUCAUCCUCAGAAUCUUCAAACUCGCUGCUGAUGUCUACGAUCGGCGCCUCCUGCUGGCCCAGACCCUUUAUACCCUCGUCUUCGUGUAACGGACUCCCAGGAAGCUUGAUAGGAGACAUGACGCUCGAAUUGUAGUCGUUGUAGUUGUAGCUGCCCGCGUCACUGUCAACACCGUCCAGCUGGACGUCGUCGUCCAGAUCCACAACGGGCUCUUUGCGCACCGGAGUGCCUGCGUGCAAAGGCCCGUUUCCCUUGGUUUUCAAAGGCACCUUCGAAACGGCAAACGACGCGGUGCUGGCUGGCGAGUUGCCGGUGUCAGGCGUGCGUGAUGAUGUUGUAGGACUGCUGUGCUCGGCUCGCCGCGAACUCGGGUACCUGAACGGCGAAAACUGGAUCCG
Messenger RNA from Ogataea polymorpha, 1545 nucleotides. RefSeq lists its product as uncharacterized. NCBI's taxonomy places the organism in Eukaryota, Fungi, Ascomycota, Pichiomycetes, Pichiales, Pichiaceae. The record is from RefSeq and is a predicted model, not a curated record. The transcript has a single exon. Gene Ontology annotation, cellular component: endoplasmic reticulum membrane. The coding region runs from base 6 to 608 and encodes 200 amino acids. Gene Ontology annotation, biological process: ceramide metabolic process; negative regulation of ceramide biosynthetic process; intracellular sphingolipid homeostasis.